AAGCGUGUGAGAAUCGUGCUUGUGCCAAUCCAAUCUGACAUUUCUAUCGUAUAAUUUUUUCCUUCGAACAUUUUGAAGCUUCGCGAUCCGUAGUGCUCAUAAAUAUAAAAUUAAUACCCAAAAAUGUCUUACGUUGCCAGAAAAGGUCCACAAGUUGUGUCUGCCCUAGGAAGAUGGGCUUACAAUCUGUCCGGUUUCAACCAGUACGGUUUACACCAUGACGACUGCUUAUAUGAGAAUGAAGAUGUUAAGGAAGCAAUUCGUCGUCUACCGGAGAAGGUUAAGGAUGAGCGCAACUAUCGUAUUAUGCGAGCGCUGCACCUUUCGAUGACCAAAACUAUUUUACCGAAAGAGCAGUGGACGAAAUAUGAAGAGGAUGUUAAAUACCUUCAGCCGUAUCUCGAGGAGGUCCAACGGGAACGCGACGAAAUUACCAAGUGGGAAUCCAAUAAGUGAAGUCCACACCAGAAUAUGAGCGCUACGUUAUGGGUUUCGCAUAAUCGGUGUGGAUUGAAGUUGAUAUGUUAGGAAAAUAAAGUGAAAUAUUGGGAAGUUAAAA
Messenger RNA from Malaya genurostris, 559 nucleotides. Its product is annotated as cytochrome b-c1 complex subunit 7-like. Bases 124 to 456 code for a protein of 110 amino acids. Lineage: Eukaryota; Metazoa; Arthropoda; Insecta; Diptera; Culicidae. The transcript has 3 exons. Gene Ontology annotation, biological process: mitochondrial electron transport, ubiquinol to cytochrome c. The record is from RefSeq and is a predicted model, not a curated record.